Messenger RNA from Schizophyllum commune H4-8, 871 nucleotides. RefSeq lists its product as uncharacterized. The coding region runs from base 240 to 614 and encodes 124 amino acids. The record is from RefSeq and is a predicted model, not a curated record. The transcript is spliced from 3 exons. NCBI's taxonomy places the organism in Eukaryota, Fungi, Basidiomycota, Agaricomycetes, Agaricales, Schizophyllaceae.
CUCUCCCGAACCCCCUUCGCGAGCCGACUCGUCCUGAGCGUUCACCGGCUCGAUUUCCGCCACGCGUGGACCACCUAGUUCUAUGAGCUCAUAGAACCUCAUAAGUGGAGACGUACGGUUGCUUUAAGUAUCCCCUCAUCGCACUUCGCCACCCUUUCAAGUAUCCCGCUCCGCCGCCGCCUAUCUCCUGCACAUCCAUCUCCUAACCCACCCAUCUAUCACCUUACGAAGACCUCACGAUGUCCAUGUCCCCGCCGCCCACCAACCAGCGCCAGCGCCGUAGCCGCAGCCGCGGCGCGCGCAGCCUCUCUACCGACUACGAGUCCGACGCUGGCCCGUCGCGCCGCGGGCAGCGCCGCCGUGGUGGGCGCGGUUCGGGGCUCCCGGGCAUCUCAGAGGACCAGCAGCAGGUCGGCCAGUACUCGCCGCAGCAGAUCCAGCAACAGCAGCAGCAGCAGCAACAGCAGCAGCAGCAGGCGCAACAGCCGCCUGCUCAGGAGGAAGAGGGCGGGGGCGACGAGGCGCUGAAGCUCAAGCUGGAGCUGAACCUCGACGUCUGGGUCGAGCUGAAGGCGAAGGUGCAUGGUGAUGUUACCUUGUCGAUGCUCGGGUAAUCGGCCACCUCCCCUCGCCACUUUCCCCCCUGCUUCCUUGUACACUACUACUCCCCUGCGUUGUCGACGUUCGCAUCCCUUGGCGUGGACGCUGGAAGGACUUCACGAAAUACCUUAUGACAUCUGUCGCAACGAUGACAUCUUGAUACACACGCACCUUGGUGGACUCUUUACUACAUGUAUAUUUUACGUUGGACAGAAUCUACAUCAUGACGAAGAAGGAAGUCUUCUGUGAACUUUUGAGGCGAAUAUAUCAU